GCAACUGUCUCCUGCGUAGAGGUCAUACUGGAAUCAAGAGUCUCCUGGGUGUCUUAGGGAAAUCAUGUAGGAGUCAGAUGAUUCCUGGGGCAAGGGUGCUUCAAUGGGGGCACUGGUUUCAGGGAAUAGAUGUGGCUCUACUCAAAACCAGUUUGUCACAUUUUCUUCAAACUUUGUAAGUAUGUUCUCCUUGGCCUUCAGAGUAUUUCUACCAGUUUUUAGACCAGACCAAUUUUCUAAACCUAAAUUAUAGGAUAGUUAAAAUCUGACAUUGUAACAGCCUCUUUGUAAGAUAUUUGUUCAUACAUUCUCAGAUUUAGUAUCUUUUAAGCCAUAAAUAAUUUCCAGUGCAUACUUUAUGAGCUAUUAUUUAAUGCUGCAUAUGCUGGGAAUGUGUAGAAUAUGUGAGUUCUGAUAUACUGCCUGUCAGAAUAACUGGAAAAGCUUAAUUUUAAAACUUCUUUAAAUAAAUGAAUUUCUCUUGACAAUUUUAGCACAUGCAUUGCACAUACUGUACCAUUUGGCUGUACUGUAAAAUGUGUAAGCUUUCUCGUUACACUAAAACUGCUUUACCUAGGGGGUUACAUUACCAGUUCGGCUUAUUACUGUCCCUGUUUGAGUUGUCAGACUAGUGGGUUGUCACAGGACACUUUGCUUCCUGCCUGAGAGAGAAUGACUUCCUCCAGUGUCCAUAGCAACAUCAUGUUUCUCAGCAACCGGGAGAUGCUUGUUUGUGUUUCCCCAUUCUAGACCUGUUACCUCGCAGUAGAAGAAAAAUGGCCCUUUGAAACAACGAUCAAGGAAGUUCUGUAUUUAAUUAUUCAGAAUAUUUAUUACUCUUCUGUGUUUUGACUGCUGAGACAAUGUACAGUGUCUUGAGCCGAGCCUUUCCUGUGUAUUACUGUGAACAGCAUUCAUUUUAAAGCAAAAUCUUUUAGAGUUGUGUCUUGAAAUCAGCUUUUAACUACUGAACAGCUUCCACAAUACCUUGUGACUUCCAGGCCUUUGAAGGUAAUCGAGAAAGGAAGUCCAGUGGCAUCCGCCAAUUCUAAGCCUUUCUGUUAUGGAUCCAGACCAGCAAGAAGCUCUAAAUGCCAUUCAGAAUUCUGUCUAUAGAACAGCCCUGAAACUACGCUCAGUGCAAACCCUGUGCCAGUUGAGUUUGACUGAUGUCUCCCUGAUUCAGCACCUCCUGCCGAGCCACCAGUGUCAGAAGGAGAAGCAGAGCUCCCUGACAACACAGCAGCUAUUGCAGUUGCUGAAGGAGCUAUUCCAGAAAGCCAGAUUAGAUAAGCCAGGCCAGGUAGAGCCACAAGCCCCUGAGCUCACCCGGAGCCUGCUAACUGCCAUGUAUGACAGGACUGGAACAGGUUUUAUCAAAGCCAGAUCGGCUGCAGCUGCCCUAAUUGCUCUCUCAGGAGACAGUCUGCUUACUAAAUACAAAGCUUUGUUUCAACUCUAUGCUGACCCCAAUGGGAAGGGGACCCUGAUCACUCGGAGUGCCAUGAGGAGCCUGUUGACAGACUUACAUCAGAUCCCAGCCAUUGUGGGAGAAAGCUGUGCUCAAUCUUGUGUGGAAAUUGCUAUUCGAAGCUGCUUCCAUGGGGUUCUGAACUCAGCAAUCGGUGAAGAGAAAUUCCUAUCUUGGCUACAGUCUGAACCUGGCCUUCUUCUGUGGCUUCCUACCUGUUAUAGAUUAUCAGCCACUGAAAUGGUUAUGCAUCACGUUAGAUGUAGCAUCUGUAAGAAUUUCCCCAUCACUGGACUAAGGUAUCGCUGUCUGAAGUGCCUGAAUUUUGAUCUUUGCCAAGUCUGCUUCUUCACUGAGCGUCAGAGCAAACCACACAAGAGGUCACACCCUGUGAUGGAGUACUGUGUGAAGAUGUCAGCAAAGGAGAAUGCAAAGAUCUUUUUUCGCACUGUCAGAAAUAACCUGCUUCAAGAGCGCUGCAGAAGGAAGGAGGCUCAGAGAAGGCAGACACUGGAAACGAUGGAGGGAGGGGACUUCCCAGAACAUGAGCAAGCACUGCCCUCUACAGAGCUCAGCAUCUCCCCACAGCCUGCCCAUCAUUACCUAUCCUCCCCAGAAAACAGACUGGCACCAGAGUCAUCCAAGCACUUAGCUGAAAAGGGGUCUGCAGUGCAGCAGAUUGAGAAUGACAACAGGGCACCAGCACAAGACAAGACAUCAGCUCAGGCAAUAGCCUCUAUUAAGGCAGAAUUGUUAAAAGCUCAUGAAUCCAUCAAAGCCCUUCACAGUGAGAAGAGGUACCUGAGAAAGCAGUUAAACAAAUGGAAAGACAAGGUGCUGCUCCUCCACAACUCCCAGGAAGACAAAAGCUGCAGACUAGAAGCAAAGCUCCAAGUCCUGAUAGCAAACCAUGAGAGUGUGCAGAUGGAGCUGCAGCAAAUGAGGCAGGAAAUAAAGGCAAUGUUACAACCACCAAACCAUCCUUCAUUUGUACUGUGUCAAAAUAUGAUGCCAAAAAGUGAGGACCCCUGGAAGGAAAGAAAGCUUCACAAUGGAUCAGAUUCAGCUCUGGCAAAACCCAUCCCCACUAGCUUCACUGAGUUGAAAUCCCUGGAUCCCUCCUCCUCUGCAGAAAAAAGGCAGCUACUACAGACUCAGACUGAUCCAGCUGCAAUGAACCUGAGAUCAUCAGGUACCACUUUGGGGUCGAUAUUCCUGCAGAAUGGCAAUCCCCUAAUGAGACAGCAUGAAAAAUCAAAAGAGAAGGGAAUUCCUCAGACAGAUCAGGAGGGGAUAUCACAACCUGAAAGGACCAGGAACCUUCCCCAGGAAAUUAUGACCACAGCUUCUAGUCCCACUGCAGCAGAAUUGCCAUUUAAUGAGAAGGAGGUGAAUGAAGAGAAGGAACUGCAGCAGCUAGUGCUGAAGCUGAAGGAUGCUUUAUCUCUCCAACUGCAACCAGCUCAGCAGUCUGCUAUAAAGCAGGAGUUGGUCUCCACAGCUGAGCAUGUUUGCAGGUCCUUCUCUGACCUCAUCAGCCAGGUGACUUUGCCAGCUUGGAAGUAAUGGAACGCCGGUAUUAGCCUUACUACUUCAUUGCACUAUUGCCCAGGGCCCAUCCUGCUCCCAGUGAAAUCAAUGGCAAAACACCUAUUGACUGCAGUGGAGCAGGAUCAGGUGCUACCUGAGGGAAACAGCUGCCCUUGUACAUCAUCAAAAUGAAUAUGCACGUGCGUGUUGUUUAUGGACACUCUUCCUGGAAAAUUAACUUUGAGAACUUAAGGUGUGGAGAAUGUUUGGGUUUUAUUAACCUAUGAGAAAAAACUGGAAGCUUGAAGUUUGGAGGUCCUGGAUUUUUUAACUCUUUACAUUUUCUUUUUAAAUAGAAUGAUGUUUUGGCUGCUGUUUGUGCUGUGUUAUAUGCAUAAAAAUAUAGUUAAAACAGAGCAAGUACAGCUACUUGACUCCAAUCCUGCAAUUGAAUCCAUACAGGCAAAACUGUUGACUUCAGUGGAGCUCCGUGUUGGUUCCCUGCUCUGCCUGUAUAAGUCCAGUUGCAUGACUGGGCCUUAUU
This is a messenger RNA of Chelonia mydas (Green sea turtle), 3545 nucleotides long. RefSeq names its product dystrotelin (gene DYTN). Gene Ontology annotation, biological process: synaptic signaling. Gene Ontology annotation, molecular function: zinc ion binding. The transcript is spliced from 16 exons. NCBI's taxonomy places the organism in Eukaryota, Metazoa, Chordata, Testudines, Cheloniidae. The coding region runs from base 1064 to 3037 and encodes 657 amino acids. The record is from RefSeq and is a predicted model, not a curated record. Gene Ontology annotation, cellular component: plasma membrane.